Messenger RNA from Caenorhabditis remanei, 492 nucleotides. RefSeq lists its product as uncharacterized. The transcript has 2 exons. NCBI's taxonomy places the organism in Eukaryota, Metazoa, Nematoda, Chromadorea, Rhabditida, Rhabditidae. Bases 1 to 492 code for a protein of 163 amino acids. The record is from RefSeq and is a predicted model, not a curated record.
AUGUAUCCGAAUCAAAAUAGUGUAUUGAUUGGACCAGAAAUAAUUGGAGGUUUGAAAGAUGACUCGGAAAUACUCAAGCUCAAACGGGUUCACAUAUACAAUAUCGGACAACAAUUGGGGAUGAAAUUUCUAUCAAUGUUUACUGGUCAACACAUCUUAUUAACGCUUCAUAUUGUUUCCAAUGCAGAGAUAACAAAAAUUAUCAUGAAAUGGAUAUCAAAUGAGUCAAUGCAGAGUCUACAUACACUCGGAUUCUUUAUUCCUGAUUCUCUUAUUACACCUGAUGAAGUUGUCGAGUCGUUGAAAACAGAGAGAUUCAAUUCAGCAAUUCGGCCACGGAUUUAUCAUCUUGAUACUAAAAUAUACCAAGAUAAACCGAGAAAAAUCGACUUGAGUGGUGAUAACUGUUAUGAUAUAAUCAGAGAAGUUGAUGGAAAGAGAGCCACUCUUCAUUUCGAUGACAAGUAUUUCAAGAUCUUGGUUUGGAAUUGA